Cyphomyrmex costatus is the source of this 702-nucleotide messenger RNA. RefSeq names its product peptidyl-prolyl cis-trans isomerase-like 1 Cypl (gene Cypl). Lineage: Eukaryota; Metazoa; Arthropoda; Insecta; Hymenoptera; Formicidae. Gene Ontology annotation, molecular function: peptidyl-prolyl cis-trans isomerase activity. Bases 155 to 673 code for a protein of 172 amino acids. The transcript has 5 exons. The record is from RefSeq and is a predicted model, not a curated record. Gene Ontology annotation, biological process: protein folding; protein peptidyl-prolyl isomerization. Gene Ontology annotation, cellular component: catalytic step 2 spliceosome.
UGUAUGCAGAAUUUCUCGAUUGUGUCAACACGUUGAAGCAAUUGCCGGUUCGAACGAAGAAUUUUACUGAAAUAAACAAAGAAAUAAACGCGACAAUCGCCAAGUAUUUGUUGUUUAAUCAGUUUUAACAAAAGGACCAAAUAUACAGACUACAAUGUGCCUCGCAAACAUAUCUGGCGUGCCGGAUAAACAUUGGCAGCCACCCUUCGUUGUUUUCGAAACUACGAUGGGUGAAGUAACCUUCGAGCUAUAUUGGAAACAUGCUCCUAUUACGUGUAGAAACUUUGCCGAGCUCACGCGACGUGGGUAUUACAAUGGCACCAAGUUUCACAGGGUCAUCCGCGACUUUAUGAUUCAAGGAGGAGAUCCCACUGGGACAGGAAAAGGUGGAAUGUCCAUUUAUGGCGAAUGUUUUGAUGAUGAAAUACAUGACGAUUUGAAACACACAGGUGCUGGAAUAUUAUCAAUGGCAAAUUCUGGGCCAGAUACAAAUGGAUCACAGUUCUUUGUAACGCUUGCACCUACUCAAUGGCUUGAUGGAAAACAUACUAUAUUUGGUAGAGUUUAUUCUGGCAUGGCAAUAGUGAAAAGAAUUGGAUUAGUUGAAACGGAUAAGAAUGAUCGACCGGUAGAUGAUGUUAAAAUUGUGAAAGGUUCAGUGAAGAACCCGUGAGUUUUCUAAAGGAAAUCUUUUAUAUAAGA